AUGGCGGCUGACAUCUUGGCUAUUCUUGUAACUACAGUGGCAUCUGAGGCCACAUUUAGUGCCGGAACUCGAGUUAUUGAUAGCUAUCAUGCUUCCCUUCAUCCAGAUACGGUUCAAGUGUUGUUGUGUGCAGGGGACUGGUGUAGAAAGCUUCACGGGAUCUCAAAGAAAGUGAAACUUGAGCAGCUGAAGGAAGAUGUCAGAACAGAAAUUCGUGCAACUGCCAGUAAUCCUGCACAACAGCUGCAAUUGAUUGAUGCGAUUCAACGACUAGGUGUAGAAUAUCAUUUUCAAGAGGAGAUCAAUCAUGCUUUACGCAAAAUGCAUGAGAAACAUCAGAACUGGGAGAACAUUGACCACAUUUAUACUGCUGCUCUCUAUUUUCGUAUUCUACGACAAGAAGGAUUCAGAGUUUCAUCAGGUUUGGUUAAUGAUGUGCCGGGCAUUCUUGCACUUUAUGAAGCAACUCAUCUCAGAUUGCAUGGCGACGACAUUUUAGAUCAUGCUUUGGCUUUUAGUAGUAAUCAUCUUCAGUCAAUAUCGAACAAGUUAAACAGUCCACUUGACGAGCUAUGGAAAGAAGUGGACUUUGAAAGAAAGCUUCCAUUUGCUAGAGAUCGAAUUGUUGAGGGCUAUUUCUGGAUCGUGGGAGUGUAUUUUGAGCCUGAAUAUGGUCUUGCUAGAAAGAUUCUAUCAAAAGUAAUAGCAAUGGAAACCGUAAUUGCUGAUGUCUAUGAUGCUUACGGGACUUACAAAGAACUUGAAAUCUUCACAGAAGCAAUCGAAAGAUGGGAUGUUGGCUGCAUAAAACAACUCCCAGAUUACAAGAAGAUUUGUUACCAAACACUCUUAGAUGUGUUUGUAGAAAUUGAGCAAGUGAUGGCCAAAAAAAGAAGAUCAUAUCGAUCAUAUUAUGCGAAGGAAGCAAUAUGA
Coffea arabica (coffee) is the source of this 933-nucleotide messenger RNA. NCBI's taxonomy places the organism in Eukaryota, Viridiplantae, Streptophyta, Magnoliopsida, Gentianales, Rubiaceae. The record is from RefSeq and is a predicted model, not a curated record.